AAUUACUAAUAAUUAACUAACACAUAAAAAUUACUCAAAACGAUCAAAAUAUGGACACGAAUAAUGGUGGAAGGUGUACACAUUCGGAUGAUGAGGUGAUAUUAGCGGCGAGUUGUCCGAAAAAGCGAGCCGGGAGAAAAAAGUUUAAGGAGACGAGGCAUCCGGUAUACAGGGGAGUAAGAAUUCGGAAUGGGAAUCGGUGGGUUUGUGAGGUUCGGGCACCUAAUAAUAAGACACGAAUAUGGCUCGGAACAUACCCGACUGCUGAGAUGGCUGCACGAGCACAUGAUGUAGCUGCAUUAGCGCUUAGAGGUCGGAUGGCUUGCCUGAACUUUGCUGAUUCGGCGUGGCGGUUGCGUCUGCCUUUGUCGACUGACACGAGGGAUAUUCAGAAGGCGGCAGCAGAGGCGGCGGAGGCUUUUAGAGGGGAGGAGGUGGAGGUGAAUGUAGGGGAAACUAGUGGUACGAAAGAUAUGGAAAUGGAAGAGGAAGUUUCUAGAAGGGAUGUUGAAGUAAGGAAGAGUGGGGGUGAGGAUGUAUUAGAGGAAUAUAUGGAUGAAGAAGAAAUGUUUGAUAUGCCGGGGUUAUUGGUUAAUAUGGCUCAAGGAAUGUUGAUUCCUCCACCUGAUCAUGAUCCGUAUGGUGGUGGGUUUAACCGGAAUGAUCAUACUGAAAGUGAUGAUUGUGAAGUCUCACUAUGGAGUUUUUCUAUUUAAGAUAGUGCAAAAAUAUGAUUUUUGUUGGGGUUGUGGUACGCCUUAUAUUUCGAUCGCGAUAAACUGUUACAAUGGGAGUAUGUAGACAUUGGAUUUUGUUACUUCAUUAAUUUCUUAUUCAUGUUCACCUAUUAUACAGGCAUGCUAGGUGUUUAAUUCAACCAAGAGUGUAAUAUAAAGCUAUAAAGCUAGAAUUCUUUUUUAGAAGUAGAUUGUCCUUUUGUUGUGGUGGGAAAGCUAGAAAAAGACUAAAAAUGUUUGGUUUAAAGUUAAUCCUUUGUAAUGCAAUUUAUUUUUUGAUAGCGAUAUUUUUUUUUACUAUAACAAUUUUCUUUUUAUUUAGUUAAUUUGGUCGAUAUAUACUAUUCAUAACUAAACACUUUAAAAGGAAAUGUUUAA
Amaranthus tricolor (Joseph's coat) is the source of this 1115-nucleotide messenger RNA. RefSeq names its product dehydration-responsive element-binding protein 1A-like. The transcript has a single exon. The record is from RefSeq and is a predicted model, not a curated record. Gene Ontology annotation, biological process: regulation of DNA-templated transcription. Gene Ontology annotation, molecular function: DNA binding; DNA-binding transcription factor activity. Lineage: Eukaryota; Viridiplantae; Streptophyta; Magnoliopsida; Caryophyllales; Amaranthaceae. Bases 51 to 716 code for a protein of 221 amino acids.